Messenger RNA from Talaromyces stipitatus ATCC 10500, 1308 nucleotides. Its product is annotated as palmitoyl-protein thioesterase precursor. The transcript has 2 exons. Gene Ontology annotation, cellular component: lysosome. Lineage: Eukaryota; Fungi; Ascomycota; Eurotiomycetes; Eurotiales; Trichocomaceae. Gene Ontology annotation, molecular function: thiolester hydrolase activity; palmitoyl hydrolase activity. The record is from RefSeq and is a predicted model, not a curated record. Bases 36 to 1019 code for a protein of 327 amino acids.
GCAAGGACAACUGUUGAAAGAAUAGUACCAACAUCAUGAUGUUUAAGCUUCAGAAGUUGACCACGCUGCUAGCGGCGCUUCCUCUGCUGACAACUGCGUUCCCUGCAACACAAGCUACUGAGAAGACACCCUUACCGCUAAUCAUCUGGCACGGAUUAGGCGACAGCUAUCGAGCCGACGGGCUCAAGGAAGUGGCACAGCUUGCUGAAGAAAUCAAUCCUGGUACAUAUGUACAUAUAAUCCAUCUCGAUGAAUCAGAUAAUGGAGACCGGGAGGCCACCUUUAUUGGCAACCUCACCGAACAAAUCGCCCAGGUCUGCGAACAAUUGGCCUCCGAACCCAUCUUGAGCACAGCGCCAGCUGUUAAUGCACUAGGCUUCUCUCAAGGAGGACAAUUCCUGCGAGCUUUCGUUCAAAGGUGUAACUUUCCCAAAGUCCGCAAUCUAGUGACAUUGGGAAGUCAGCAUAACGGCAUUUACAAAUUCCAAUCCUGCCAGAGCUCCGGUGACUGGGUUUGUCGCAGCGCCGAGGCUCUCUUACGCUUCGGGAGAUGGUCUGACUUUGUACAAUCACGACUUGUCCCUGCUCAAUAUUUCCGCGAUGUUAAUGAGUACGACUCAUAUCUUGAACACAGCAACUUCCUUGCCGAUAUUAAUAACGAGCGGGAGUUGAAAAAAACUCUUUACAAAUCUAAUCUCAUGUCGCUGAAUCGUUUUGGCAUGUUUAUGUUCUCGGACGAUACGACAGCCAUUCCUAAAGAGAGCGCAUGGUUUGCCGAAGUUAAUCAGACCAACGGCGAGAUCACGACUUUACGCGAACGCCCAAUAUAUAAGGAAGAUUGGCUAGGAUUACGUUCAUUGGACGAGCAAGGAAAACUAGACUUUGAGAUUAUUCCCGGUCCACAUAUGGCGCUUAGCGAGAAGGUCUUGACUGAGAUUUUUACGGAGUAUUUCGGUCCUGUGGAGGUCUCCGAUGAAACGUCAACUCUGCCUCAGUUGAUGGUUGCACAGGGCACUUAAAUACUGCAUGCGCAUCCAAUCUAUGAACAGAGCUGAUCGUAUAAUAUCUAGUAAAAAUUAUUGAUCUGAAGACCGAGCCACGAUAGAUAUCUUUAUCAAGUCUAUUUUCAACCAGAAACAAAUUCCAGCGUAUGGAUUCGUCGAAAACCACCAAUCAGAGCCUGUUUUCUUAGUUGAUGUCUGUCGUCGGGCCCUAACCGCCAGCUCGGACCCGAAAUUUUUAACGACCGAAGGCAACAAAGAGCCGUGUCUAAGGACCGAAGUAGUCAAUAAAAUCGUAUAUAACUCA